Molecule: messenger RNA, 5047 nt
Organism: Salvelinus fontinalis (brook trout)
Lineage: Eukaryota; Metazoa; Chordata; Actinopteri; Salmoniformes; Salmonidae
Product: insulin-like growth factor 2 mRNA-binding protein 1
Exons: 15
Coding region: 580-2382 (600 amino acids)
Biological process (GO): regulation of gene expression; nervous system development
Cellular component (GO): cytosol; nucleus; cytoplasm
Molecular function (GO): mRNA 3'-UTR binding
Source: RefSeq, a predicted model, not a curated record
GCAUAGCAUGAAGGCUCGCUUCGUACACUCAUCUGGUGAGCUACGCGGCCAGGAGGCUGGCCCUUUCUCUAGCUACUCCAAUACCACGUGGUUUCCUCUUUGCAAACAAAAAAAAUGUGAAUUCGAGUCGGUUUAGAGGCGGUGCCAUCGCCAGGCAGAAGGAUCUGUGACAGUGCAGGGUACAACUCGAGGUUGAGGGGCAGAGAGAGGAAAACAUUUCUCCCGAUCCCGCCAUACUUCUACCACUAUUCCACCAUAACCACCAUCAAAUUAAUUCAAAUUGAUCCAUUCUACAUUGUGCGAUUCAUUCGCUUGGGUUGCUGCAGUCAAGGUUUCUCCACUUCAAUAUUGGACUUAAUCAGACUACAACACUACCAUUACGUUAAACUUUUUUUCCUUUUUCUUUUAGUUUUCCUUUGAAAAUAAAUGUAUUUCGUUUUCUUUUACUGCUUGUGGACAUUUGCAAGUGUUUUCAACCUGUGAUCGUCCUGGGUAGAUCUAUCUCGUUGCGUUUUCAAAGAAAAAAAGUUUUGUUGCUCAGAUUUUUUCAUUUAAAUUGGAGGACCUCUAUUUUUCAACAUGAACAAGCUAUACAUUGGAAAUCUCAAUGAAAACGUGACUGCAGAGGACUUGGUUAAAACCUUUGAUGACAACAAGAUUCCAUACUCUGGGCAGUUUCUUAUGAAAACUGGCUACGCGUUUGUUGAUUGUCCAGACGACCAAUGGGCUAUGAAAGCCAUUGAAGCAUUUUCCGGUAAAGUGGAGCUCCAUGGGAAACAUAUUGAGGUCGAACACUCUGUCCCUAAGAAGCAAAGGACCAGGAAGCUCCAGAUCAGAAACAUUCCUCCACACCUGCAGUGGGAGGUGCUGGAUGGUCUGCUGGCCCAAUAUGGAACCGUUGAGAACUGCGAACAAGUGAACACAGACAGUGAGACUGCGGUGGUCAACGUCACAUAUGGAACUCGGGAACAUGCCAGACAGGCUAUCCAGAAGCUGAACGGCUACGAGUUUGAGAACAAUUCCUUGCGCGUCUCCUACAUCCCAGAUGAGACGUCCGAUGUCGACUCCCAACGCGGCCAGGACAACAGUCGUCGCCCCGGAUACGGGUCCCGCGGCCCCCGUGGAGGAUCCCCGGGCUCAGGCAUGCCUUCGAAACACCAGCACGCUGACAUCCCCCUCCGACUCCUGGUGCCCACCCAAUACGUGGGGGCCAUCAUCGGCAAGGAGGGUGCCACCAUCCGCAACAUCACCAAACAAACCCAGAGCAAAAUUGACGUCCAUCGCAAAGAGAAUGCCGGCGCAGCUGAGAAGCCAAUCAGCAUCCACUCCACCCCUGAGGGCUGCUCCUCUGCCUGCCGUAUGAUCCUGGACAUCAUGCAACAGGAGGCUAAGGACACCAAGACUGCUGAGGAAGUACCCCUGAAGAUCCUGUCUCACAAUAACUUUGUAGGCCGACUCAUCGGCAAGGAGGGGCGCAACCUGAAAAAAGUGGAGCAGGACACCGACACCAAGAUUACCAUCUCCCCACUCCAGGACCUGACCGUGUACAACCCAGAGAGGACCAUCACAGUGAAGGGACCCAUCGAGGCCUGUUGUCUGGCCGAGACAGAGAUCAUGAAGAAAGUGCGUGAGGCCUAUGACAAUGACAUGGCCGCCAUGAAUCAACAGACUCAUCUGAUUCCCGGAUUGAACCUUGGAGCGCUUGGCCUUUUCCCCCCUUCCGGUUCCAUGCCCCCUCCCCCACCAGGCAACUCUGCAUCCCCCUACGGCUCUUUUGGGGCCCCUGAACAGGAGACAGUCCAUGUGUACAUCCCGGCCCAGGCAGUAGGAGCUAUUAUUGGCAAGAAGGGACAGCAUAUAAAACAGCUGAGCCGCUUCGCUGGGGCAUCAAUCAAGAUUGCCCCAGCUGAGGCUCCAGACUCCAAGAUGCGAAUGGUCAUUGUAACCGGCCCACCUGAGGCCCAGUUCAAGGCUCAGGGCAGGAUUUAUGGCAAAUUGAAGGAGGAGAACUUCUUUGGGCCGAAGGAGGAAGUGAAGCUGGAGACGCACAUCAAGGUAGCCGCUGCCGCUGCCGGCCGAGUCAUCGGAAAAGGCGGAAAGACGGUGAAUGAGCUACAGAACCUCACUGCAGCUGAGGUGGUGGUCCCUCGCGAACAGACCCCAGACGAGAAUGACCAGGUUAUUGUCAAGAUCAUCGGCCACUUCUACGCAAGCCAGUUGGCCCAAAGGAAGAUCAGGGACAUUCUUACGCAGGUCAGGCAGCAGCAGAAGGGAGGCAUGGGGGAGCGCCAGGGGGAGCGCCAGGGGCCACACCCACAGGUCUUGUCUGAGAUGGGGCCCUCCCAGGGACUGGCACAGGAGCCCCGGCCCCAGAGAAAGUGACGGGGCAGAGGGAUCUUACCGGACAGACAGACAGAAAAACGAACAGAGGAUAGAUGAACGGACGUAUAAAUGAGAGCGACACACGGACCCAGCGAUAGACAGGAGAGAUGCGAGUCAAACUGAGUCAGAGAGAGGAAACACCUGAGAGAGGACAAAGUUUAGAGAGGAAAAAAAGAGAGGAAAAGUAAACUUAGAGAAAACAGAGACCAGAUGCCAGGCCAGAGCGACUGACUGGGAAUGGUGAGUUGUUUGGACGAGGUGGUAGGUAGAGGCGUCCUUGUGUGUUUCAGAGAGGGUCUCUCUCUCUCACACACCAAUGGGGGUCAUUUGGUUCUCCUCAUAUGGAGAGCGACUACUUUCCCUGAUCACACUUGGAUAGGCCAGCCUACUUGAUACUAAACCCAUACUGAGCUCUUAACCAUCUCCAGCCAGUCCUAUAUUUUAAGGGUGGUUUUUUUAAAGAUAAAGAUAUAUGUAUAGAAAUGUUUAUUCAGAGGUAUUAUUAAUAGAAUGCAGUGAUCGGGAGCCGGGAGAGGGGGCGGGGAAGCCAUUGCAGUGGGGGCGGGGUCAUGGAUUAGGUGACCCUUCGUCAGCCAAUGAAAGUUCAGCAGAGGGGCCGCAGUUGUUGACACUGCUCUUUGACUCCUUCGUUAAAAUCUAAGAAGAAAAAAAGAAAAUAUGAGGUUGUAAAUAGAAUCUUCAUGAAAUGUAAAGAAAUGCUGCGCUCAAUCACCUUGCCUUUUUAGGUCGCCUCGAGACUCAGGUUUGCCUCGUUUCCGAGACACUGUUUGUUCCUGAGGUCCCGAUAGGCGUCUGGUGGUAGGAGCAGUGAGAGAUCAGUAAGUGCGUGGAGGCCGCGGCUAGUCCUGCAGUUCUAUUGCAGAGGCUUAGCUCCGAGACGCGGACGAGAACGACCGUAAACUAGCUAGCCAUGCUCGCUGGCGAGCGGCCCACGCCUAAACGGCAUAUUUUAUAUAUAUUAUAUAUAUAUGAUAUGUGAGUUAACCCAAGUCCCUCGGGAGAAUGAAUUGAGGGCAGGGAGAAAUACUGUGUAGCAGUCCUGCAAUGACUGACAGGCAAGAGGUCUUAUUUGAUUUUGCUCGUUGCCUUUUUCAUGCUCAGACCCAAUUUAGACCCAAACCGGUUCUUUGGAACCCCCUGUGUGUUCUGGAUUUCGUUUAAUUGGAUCUACGAAAACGUCAAAAACUAAAUCCAUUGUUUAAUUUGAUAGCAAGCAGGAUUGGGCCCACACGUACUGAGGUCACUAUCGAGUUAGGAGACUAGAUGGAAUUAAAAACAGUACACACAGCAGUCUUUGAGGACCACGACUGCAUGGGUCAGGUGAGUUGAUCCACAGUCCUUGCCUUUAGAUGGAAAGGUAAUAACAGUUAGUGGGGAUGGCUUCCUCUCUCUCUCUCCCCCCCCUCCGCUGAAGGCCUGCUGGUGACGCUUCCAGACCCCACCUAAUGAAGGAGGGGUAGAAGCAUGGGGCGCUCUCACCGUUACUAGAAAAGAUUAGAUAAAAUGAAAUUUAAAAUAAAAACCUACCUCAGGGUAUUGUUACCUCAGUAUUCCUAACUUUUUUUUUUGCUUGCUGGUGUUUUAUAUAAAGCUGAUAGUCCUGAAUAUUUUUUAUUUUUUUAAGAAAAAAUAAAUACAUUUUUUAGGUUUUGUCUUGUUGCUUUGGUUAUUUUUUUCUGUUUUUUUUGUGUGACUUUUAUUUUGAAAAUCAGAAUGACCCAGAGGUGAUGCCCCAGAAGAGAAAGUGAAAUUAGCCAACAAUGGCGAGGUGAUAGAGGACCAUGUCAUGUGUUGUCAUGCCUGCUUUGGGGGCAGCCUCUGGCUCUUCUGAAGUAUGAUUGGAGCAUUCGGUCUUUAAAAUCAGAGUAUUGGCCAAUGGGGAAUUGCGCUGUUAGUCAAGAGGGUCUCUGGGCACAUGUUGGUCCAUACCACACCAUGGGUGUGGGUUAUGAUCAGGUACCGGUAAUUAUGUUUUUCACAUGGUCAAAAGGUUAUUUAUGAUUAUAUAUGUUUGUCAUACAAGCUAUAAUUUGUUAUACUGCUGAACUAGAAUACUGACAGCAUGACAGGACAGGUUUUUGAGGCAGAAUUCCCAUGAUAUGACUUUGACCACUGUGUAUCCGAGGCCCUCUUGUCUGUUUCAUGAUGACAUCAUCUUAAUGCGCAGAAUGUUUACUUACAUGUUGCAGUCCAUCUUUAGUGCUGUGCCAGAGAAAUGUUGAUGGAAGACUGAAGGGCAUUCAAUCUGUCCCCUUGCUCUGAAAACACUGAAUGUGAAUAUUUAUUAGCUCUGUGCACUGGCCAAUAAGCCUCAGCCCUAACCACACUCACAGAUCUGUGAGUGUGAUUGCGUGUGGGUUUGGGUGUGUUAGUGAUUUUUUUGUUUAUUGGUUUUAAGUGUUACUUUUUUUUGCGGGGGAAGUGGUGGGGUGUAAAAAAAAAGCAGAAAAAAGUAGAAAGAGAACCUAUGGACUCGGUUUGUCUUUCAACAGACAGAGGGGUGUUCAAAAACCUUUUAAAAAUGGGAGCAGAAAGCAAGGAAGUUGAAAAAAAAGCAUAAAAUAAAUAGAUUCAACCUGUUCAUAAGAUGUAAAAGGAAACCGAUCACCAGACUUUUGUAUUUUUUAAAUAACUAUGGGGGGGG